AUGUCGCCACAAAUACAUAAUACUCUCCCCUGAGAUGUACACGAGAACAGAGUAUUCAAGUGGUAAAAAUUAACUGAAUACUUUUAGUUUUGAUACACACUACAUGUUACUAAUGAUAAUGAAGAUAAUAAUAAUAAAAAUUCCAGACUUUUAAUCUGAUAAAAUUUGGAUUGCAGGCCCUGUACCUGUAAUGGAAUAUUUCUACAGUGAAGUAUUCAGGGUCAGACCACCUGUGCGAUGACAACUUGUUACAGGUUUCAGAAUGAGCAGACCUACUUUCAGGACUGUUACUAAAGUGGGCCAAAAUUUUACUAACGCUUAUGUAUUUUUAGGUGCAUCAAAUUUUGAAUGGAACACUUUUUGUGGUAUUUUUGGUACUUUACCUACACUUUUAUGAAAUGUUCUCGUUCUCCCCUGAGUUUUACAUGUUGAAUUGAUGAAUAUUUCCACUGUGGUGAGACUUUGUUGAAACAUAUUGAAGUUGUCACACCACUCCAAUUAUCUGACAGCUAUAUUGCAGAAUAAUAUUUUAUAUGUAAAACAUACAGAUACUACAUAAUAGGGAACAAUACUGUAUGGCAAUAUGGCAUUAAAAGAAAAAGAAUUAGUGCUUUUAGGUUGUACACUGAUACAGACCCAAGGUUUACUAAUGCUGUUGUACUUCACUAUUUUGAUUGCAGCAUUUUUAUUGGAGUAUUUUUCCAGAUGUUGUCACUUUCUCUUCACUGCAUUUAUUUCUCAGGAGUUUUAAGGAAAUCUUGCCAGAGGACUUACAGGAAACAGGUUAAAAAAAAUAAAAGUCUGACUUUUUGGCUAAAGAUUAGGUCAAGCCCCAAAUUUCCCAUAACACAACUCAGUUAUAUCUAUUCAAUCCUGACAUUAUUAGGGUUUUUUUUUUUUCCAGACUUCACAAGGCUCCCUCUGGAGCCACAAAAGACAUUUCACAAUUUUUAUUAGUAACAGACUAACCAGUAAUCUCUUUACCAAAUCAUAUGAACUUGAAACUGGUUAAGUUGUCUUUUAAAAUCUGAAUGUGGCUGAGUCAUUGAAAGACAAGCAGGCCACAGGCUGAUGGUGCCGCCUGAUAGCAACCACGUACACACAUCAACAGAGUGGGCAUUAAAGCUCAAGAGGCCACAGCAUCCCCAACCUCCUCUUCAGCACACUGUACCGUAUAUCCUCCACUGAAACCGCAAGGCUGUGCACAGGGCCACACAAGUUUGCAGGAGGUGCAGACGGCAAAGAUAAAAGGAAGGGAGAGAGGAGAGGAAGUCAGCUUGAAGAGGUUGAACCACAGACGCUGCCAAGAAGUAAUGAAGAAGACGUAAAGGUGCACAGACUGAAACAAGAGUCGGAAAUGAAGAGAGCUUGUGAGAGGGGGAGACUGUAGUAAAACAUCUCUGCUGUUGCUGUGUCGUAGCGGCUGAAACUGUGGGAACCCGCCUGGUUUGAGAUGUUUGACUGCAUUGGACCUGCAAGACUUGCAGAACCAAGACCAUCCACUGACAUACACUCACCUCCACUGCAUUCACCGCCCCUACUCUCUGGGGGAAAGAGGCAGAGGUAGGAAGGGAGUGAGCAGACAGUAGAAAGAGGAAGCAGCAUGUAGUUGUGGUGGUAGCUCUGAUCAGUGCUUCUCUAUUUUGCUUAACUAAAUAAUGAUGCGUUUGGAGGAACAUUUCCCACUUGGAUCUUCUGCAACUGGAAGAUGACUGGAGCUUUUCACAGUGUUCCCAUCAUGAGGCCUUACUACUGCUGGACCGUCCUGUAUGUGUCCAUCUUGGCAGCGCUGGUUCUCACCUUAAACGCUGACAGUAAAACCUCAGAAUGUGAAACAUCAAUUAAAGUACGCCGCAACACAGUUUACCAGGCCUUUGUUGGACAGGACCUCAGGAUUAACUGCACUGUUUCAUUCUGCAACAAUACACAACCAGUCUCCUGGUUUAAGCUUGAAAAUGGUACUGACUCAGUCAGUGUCAACAAGAACAGUCACAUUAAAACAGAGUGGAAACCGUCAGACCAUUUAGAGGGGACAUCAUAUUUGAUCUUCCAAAAAAUACUCAGCAACGACUCAGGUGUGUAUCGGUGUCGAAGUGGAGGCAGUGUGAGUCAUAACAUCAACAUCUUAGUCAGUGGUGAUGCUGAGCUAACCACUGUUACAUCGAGGACAGAAACAACUAGCACAACUUCUAGUCCUGAACCCCGAGAAAAUCUACUGAUGUACGUUUACUGUGCUUCUGGGAUUCUGGCAUUCGUCAUGAUAGUGAUAGUUAUAUCUGUCAUAUCAAUGCAAGGGUGUAAAGGUAAAUCAAAGAAAGAGACACAAACUGAAAACCAGUACAUUGCAAUCCCCAUGGUCGAGCAACCCUUCCAAGAUGUCGGCCUCCAGCCUGCACCAAGAGAAAGCCCCUCUGCUCCACCACCUCGGAGGUCUACGCGGAGAAAGGCAGCGCCCUCACAGUUACCGAGAAAUAAUGAGCGUGUUUGUGACGGCAUAAAAGAGAACAGAGAGAGACAGAGGAAUGUGGAGGAGGAGGAGGAGGAGGGGAGCUCUGUCGUUUACGCUGCACUCAACCACCAGCUGCCACCGGGGGCUGCUGCUCGGCCAUGGAGGCCACAGGAGGAGUUUUCAGAGUACGCGGCUAUUCGUGUGUCAUAAAGACCCACUGGACUAAACUGGACUAAACCACUUCAAAGCAGAGGACAUCUCACAUUAUGUGGAGUAAUAUGGGUCUUAAUGUUGGCUACAGUAAAUUUGGCUCCGGUAGCCACCCACACUAGAGGACCACUGACGAACAUUUGAAACUGGUGCAUCCUAGAGGAGCUUGAGAGGGAAAUUAUAAAGGCAUACACAGCGAGGAUUACAAUUCAGAAAACUCAUCAUGGACAAAAAACUGCUCUGUUAUCACAACAUGAGGAUGUUACAGCAAAGAGCUUUCAACCCAAUCUACCAAAGAAUAAUUCAAGAGCUAAAAUGUGCACCUACACCAUUUGGUCAAUACUAUAAAGGCCCUGCACACCUGCACAGGUGCUCUCACUCUGACUUGAUCUCUGCUCAAGCUGAAGUCUGGGGGAGCUAUGCCAGGAGGUCAUCAUGUACCAAACUGAAUGACAAAGGUAAAAAGACAGGUAACAGAAGAGAAAGACAUGAGGUAAAGGUAACAAAUUACACUAGUUCUUUCUCUUUCUGUUGACCUCAUCUCAUGUCUAACAUGUUUGAACAUAAAGGAACUAAAGAAAGGAUGUGGUACGUUGAGGUGAGAUUAUUUUGUCUCCUAACAGGUGUCGAGGUUUAUACUGAAAUAUUAUCAUCAGAGGAAGAAGCCUGAUGUCGCAGUUGCAAAUUGAGUGUACGGCAUCGCCCCCUUCUCAGGAGUUUGAACAUGACGUACUCUGUAUUGAGAAAGGCCUGGUCUGUGCACGGCUAUACAACCCAGAGUUAGCAAAGUGCCAGAAGUAAUACUACAGAGAGGCUACUAAAUAGACUAAAACUGUUAGCAUGUAGUAUCUGGACAUGUCUUUCAGGUUGUAAGCUGCCAAACUGCAGGUGCAUGAAUCAACCCUCACUUACGUUUACAGGUUAAGGGAUAAAGUUAGUGAUAGUCUACUUGUUUCUUAAUGCCAAUAAAUCCCAUGAAAAGACUGAAAACAACAUCAAGUAUUGUCUUUGAGGUGACGUGUUCCUUCAUUAUGAUGAAAAUGGGCACUGAAGUUUAUUUUGAUUCACCUGCACUGUGCUGCUGUAAAUACUCACUAGACCACUAAAUGUGUAUUAAUCCGCUACUGGAAAUAGUCCUCAACAAAUUCACUCUUUACACCUCUUUGAACACGUUUUGCUAAAACCUCCAUACCCUUUUCUUAGGAGAUGAUAUUUUAUAAAAUGAAACAUUUUGUAGAUUUGUGCCCUGUUUUUAAAGACUGGGGGGCUGAACGUUAAAGAUUGGGUGAGAAGUCAGAAAACUACUGAAACGGGACUAAAGUUGUGUUGGGUUUUGGUAUUUUAAUUGGAUUUGUUGACAGUAAAAAUAUAAUAAAGUAGUGAAUAAAAUAUAGCCUUAUCCUCUGAGAUACAGGAAGAUGAAAUCAGGCUACAAAGUCCUUGGACUGUAGAUCUACAGCAUGAGAGAGGCCAGAAGCAGCAGAACAUCUUACUAAACUAAAUGUAUUUUUAAAGACCAACCUUGGCUCGAAUGUUUUGUGUCAUGCACUCUGACUAAAACUGUGACUUGUUCUGUCGCACAUCAAUGACUUGAAUUUACUCCUCUGAGUAACAUCACAUCUGAUAACAGUAAUAGUCUCAUGAGCUUACAACCUGUAUCAUAUCACCUAUUCAUGCAUUUCCUGACUUUAUGAAUGACUAAUGAGCUUUUGUAAUUUUAUAAUUACUGACUGUGAUUGUUUAACUGGGAAAUAGAGAAUGUAAUAAUUAUCUAAUUCCUUUCUGUGCAAUCAAAUAAUGUGUAUUCAUAAUUGUUUGAUUUGAAUUAAGAUUAUAUGAUGAAAUGACUGCUGAGUCACUUUUGCUCUUUGUUUUCUGUUUCAGUUUAAUCAAAUGUAAGCAGAAAUGUUUACUUGAAAAUCCCCAAAGAGUGUGUGUGUGUGUGUGUGUGUGUGUGUGUGUGUGUGUGUGUGUGUGUGUUUGCGCCAUGAUAUUUAUGUUGAGUGUAUGUGCCUUAACAGUAUAAAGUGUGUUAGGGGUACAUGUACACCACUGUAAGACCACCGUAAUCAAAAACAGGAAGUAAAAGCCACCACUUGGCAUUUACUGUGAUAUAUAUAAAGCAAACAUAAGCUGUCUUUAACAGAAGUGGAUACCUGGCUCUUCAAGUGUUUUCACAAUGAGACCUCACUACUGCCUGACCAUCCGUUAUGUGUCUAUCUUUGUGGUACUCGCCUUCACUGUGGACGCUGUUGAUGGUGUUGAGCCCGCCCCAGUAACACAGAUGGCUUCAGUGUUAUGUACAGCAGCUCAGGACACUUUCUGGUCAUUUGUGUACCGUGUUGUUGGAAUCAUGGUGUUUGUCAUCAUAGUGAUAGCCAUAUAUGUAACACCAAAGCGAGGGUGUAAAGGUGUCUGCUGUGCAGGAGGAUCCAAGACCCCACCAGAUCCACCAGAGCCUUCCUGUCAUGAUCAUAUCUAUGAAAAUGAUCCCUAAAAAUCAAUCUGCUGAGUUAAACGUCAUGAUAUUAGGGCUAUGAGUUAUACCAAAACAUUUCAUAUAAAUCAUUUCAAAACAGGAACUUAUAUUUGAUAUAUCACAUUUUUACUGAUUGGGUCAAAUGAGUCGAUCUGUGCUGAGCUUUGCUGUUGCUGUGUGUUGUAUUGUGAUGUAAUAUGAUUUGAUAAUUAUUUAUUUAAUGAUUUAUUUAUUAUGUUUCAUUACUUUAAAAUAAUGUAUUUUUUUACUGUCACAAAAUAUAAUCAGUUCCUUCAUAAA
Messenger RNA from Lates calcarifer (barramundi perch), 5438 nucleotides. Its product is annotated as B- and T-lymphocyte attenuator. Lineage: Eukaryota; Metazoa; Chordata; Actinopteri; Centropomidae. The record is from RefSeq and is a predicted model, not a curated record. The transcript is spliced from 9 exons. The coding region runs from base 1709 to 2659 and encodes 316 amino acids. Gene Ontology annotation, molecular function: signaling receptor activity. Gene Ontology annotation, biological process: immune response-regulating cell surface receptor signaling pathway. Gene Ontology annotation, cellular component: plasma membrane.